This is a messenger RNA of Symbiodinium natans, 2472 nucleotides long. The record is from the annotation of a GenBank genome assembly. Lineage: Eukaryota; Dinophyceae; Suessiales; Symbiodiniaceae.
AUGGUGGCCGAGAGGAAUCCGCUGCCCUUGGGCCUGGCGCUCGGAGCCUCAGCCCUUCUCUACGCGUGGUGGCUACGGAGGCGGCGCCAGCGGCGCGCCGACCCUUUUGGCUUCGAUGAGCCGGUGGAGCGGGGCCACCUCCACACUGCGAAGCAUGAGCUGCCCCUGGUGAUGUACGGAGAGGCCGCAAAGGAAGCCUUGCACAUGUGGGUGGCAGACAUGGAGUUGCCCUGCUGCGAGGAGAUCCGUCGAGCGAUUGCUCGUCGAGCCGCCGAGAAUACCUUCGGAUACACCCUCCAGCCAAAGUCCAUUUGGCAGUCUGUUGGAAGAUGGCUGGUGGAGCAGCAGGGCGCGAACAUCGCGGUACUUGGAGCCAUGGCUGAUAGAGCACCUGUGCUACUGGGUUGCCAGAAGAGGCACCCCGGUGGAGACAGCUUGCAGAAGCCGCAGCACUUGCUGCAAGAAAAGGAGUACGACUUGGAGAACCCUCAGCACUUGCUCGAUUUUUUCAUCGACGCCAACAUCCGCUUGGUGAGGCUGCAAUAUUUGAAGCAGCUUGCUUGCCAAGGAGGGCCGGCCCUGGCCGCGUCGGCAGGCCUAGUCAACUUCAUGUCAGUGUCCCACUGUUGGGAAUCCAAGCAGCACCCAGACUGCUUUGGCAGCCAAGCGCGAGAGCUGCAGCGACUGGAGGUUUGGGGUGCAACCUGGCUGUUCAUUGACUUCGUCUGCUUGCCACAGUACCGCCGCACAGAGGAGGAGCAGAUGUACUUCGACCGUGCCAUGAAUGCCAUGCAUGUGCUCUAUGCUCACGUGGCUGUGACUAGGGUGAUCCACUUGGAGGACCUCAUCCAUCAGAGUGAGAAGGCAUCACCGCCUGCCUUCAUAGACAUCUACUAUGAGGAAGGCAAAGAAACAGGCAAGUUUGGGCCACAGCCCUUCAGCAAGUUGCAGCUCAAUGACACGCCCUACAACCAGAGAGGCUGGUGUGUAGCGGAAUGCCAGUGGAUGAGCACGAGAGAAGUCCUGCAGGGCAUUGCGCCAAUGACUCCUGAGAGAUUUCGGCAGCGAGUGGAACUUGGCAGAGACAAGCUGCCUGGUGGCUGGCCCUUGACAUUCACACACCGCGCGGACGAGGAGAUCGUGAUGCACUUGCAAGAGAAGGUCUUUGAGCGGACGGCGCGGGUGCGCAAGGAAAUGCGGGCAAUGGGCUUGCAGGAGGAAGAGCAGCUCAACCUUGCAGAGGCCUUGCCGCAUUUUCUGCAGCUAAGCCAAGUGAAGCUGUCCUCCUGUCAGAUCAGCGAGAAGGCCGGUGUGGCUCUGGGUGCAAGCCUGAAGUCCGUGAAGCAGCCGACACGACUCAACUUCUUCAAAUGCGCCAUUGACGAUCAAGCUGCAGCGGCCUUGGCCCGAGGCUUGGUGGAACGUCAGGGCGCCGAGCAGAUCAGGGUCAGGCUGAGCAUGUGCAACAUUAGUGAGGAAGCUGCCGCAGUCUUUAAAGCGGUCGAGGGGGUGGAGGGUUGGAGCUACCAGCCUCCGCCGGAGCACUUUGCCUUCUCGGCCAGUGUGGUGACCAGCGCUGCCAACAUCAUCCGGGCGAUGACGAAGCCCGGGGACCAGAUUGCGCUAAUGGUGCCUCUGUAUGCGCCGCUGCAGAAUCUGGUCACGGCCUGCGAUCGCACCCUGGUGCGAUAUCACCUGCAGCAGAACAAGUCUGGCCAGUAUGACAUGGAUGUCAAGGGCAGCUUCACUGCGCUGUUGGAUGCCAAAAACAUCAAGUCGCUGAUCCUCUGCAAUCCGCACAACCCCAUCGGCCGCGCUUGGCGCCGUUCGGAGCUGCUGGCGUUGGCACAGGCCUGCGCGAAGCGAGGCAUCCUCGUCAUGUCGGACGAGGUUUGGGCGGACUGGUGCUUCGAAAGCUUUGUCCCUUUCCAGCCAGUGGCACAGGAGGUGGGUUGCAAGUGCAUCACACUUGGCGCACCUGCGAAGACCUGGUCCGUGGCGGGCCUGCACGCCUCCUAUGUCAUUGUGGCCGACGACGACUUGCGCAAGCAGUACCUGGACUACACCGAGCCUAGCUUCUUGACGUUCGGGAGCGUCUUUGCGACGGAGGCGAUGCUCGUGGCCUAUGACCUUGGCGGCACCUGGUUCAAAGCUGCGAAGGCCUACAUCAAGGCGAACCUGGUCUUCCUGGAGCACUUCCUCCUCGCACACGUCCCGGGCGUGCGCCUGGUGCCACACCAGGCCACCUACCUUGCCUGGCUUGACUGCUCCGGCCUGGGUUUCGAUUCCGGCAAGGAUUUGAACAAUUUCAUCCUCCACGAGGCCAGACUGGUUCUCUCCCCUGGAAGCGAGUUUGACGCCGAGAAGUCCUGGCACUUCCAACGGAUGAACCUCGCUUGCAGCAGGUGCCUCCUGGAAGAAGCCAUGUCCCGGCUCAGCGCCGCGGUGGCGCGGCGAGGCCAGGGUCGCUGA